CGCCGUCAGCGACGAGUAAAUAUAGAUCGGAAACCACGUCAAGCCUAUUCCAGUAAACAGUUAGAAAAUCUCGAGGCAGAAUUCAAGGCUGAUCGGUAUCUGAGCGUGAGUAAAAGAAUUGAAUUGUCAAAAAGUUUAGAAUUAUCAGAAACACAGAUUAAAACUUGGUUUCAAAACAGAAGGUAG
Lottia gigantea (owl limpet) is the source of this 186-nucleotide messenger RNA. RefSeq lists its product as hypothetical. NCBI's taxonomy places the organism in Eukaryota, Metazoa, Mollusca, Gastropoda, Lottiidae. The transcript is spliced from 2 exons. The record is from RefSeq and is a predicted model, not a curated record. The annotation marks the transcript as partial. Gene Ontology annotation, molecular function: DNA binding.